Messenger RNA from Homarus americanus (American lobster), 1187 nucleotides. RefSeq lists its product as uncharacterized. NCBI's taxonomy places the organism in Eukaryota, Metazoa, Arthropoda, Malacostraca, Decapoda, Nephropidae. The coding region runs from base 122 to 1165 and encodes 347 amino acids. The record is from RefSeq and is a predicted model, not a curated record. The transcript is spliced from 2 exons.
AAGAGGUGCAGGGUGUCUCCUUAGUCGACACUACUACACCUACUACAACUACUACUACUACUACUACUACUUCUACUUCUACUGCUACUGCUACUACUACUACUACAACUUGUACCUUAUAAUGAAUCUCCAAAUACAAUUGUGCCUGGUGGUGAGCGCGGCGCUACAGUCCAAGGCUCAUCAAACAACACGACUUAAUUAUACCACCACCUUCCUUCACAUCCGCCCGAGCUUUGUGACCUCCAUCUCCAGUGCAGAGUUUCUUCUGCCUCAAGAGAAGAAGUUACUCCUAAAAUAUCUACCCAAUAACACCAGCACCCUGCGCGUCCCUGUGUGCUUCCCAGUUUUUCAAAAGUGUAAAGGUUCCACCCGACUGAGAAGCUGGGAUGACAGCUUCAGCACAUUAGGCUACUGGCACUUGCCAGUAAAUGGCACCUGUAUCAGUUACAGCAUUAGUUACAGACAAGAGAGUGAAUGUGCCUGUGUUGACGAGUCCAUACGUUGGAACGGAACUCUUCUGUAUGACAAGUUACAGAGCAACGAAGGUUUGUCGUGGAAUAUAUCCAAACAACAGACAACUAUGGAACCUGGAGAAUGUGGAGUCCCUAAAUUUAUCCCAAGUGAAAAUGUCCAAGAGAACUUAGACUACUACCAUGUUUUGGAGCUGCCACUGAACAAUGCGGACGUCAAUUUCCUCUAUUUAAAAUUAUGUACCACUAAUGAGUGUAAGGGCGGGACAGUGACGCAUAUGGACACCUUCUACGAUGAAAUUAAAGUAAAGAUUAAUGUUGGCAAACCUAUCGAUGUGCUUCUCACUGUGCCCCGUCACCACUGCGUCUGCUCCGCCUACUCUCCCCACUACAAAGACCUCAGCCUCUCUUUGGACGACAUGGUGAUCAACGUGAGUGCCUGUGGUAUCUUUAACAUCUCAUCAGUUUAUAAUAUCAACCACAUUCUAAGAAACCUGAUUCAGAAAUGUGAAGCUGCGACCUCACAUAAAACUGAAGAUAGAGGAAUUAUGACAACAGAGAGACAGGAACAAGAUGUGAUGGGGGUGUUCCAAGAUCCCUCUGUCCAAGCCGCCACAGCUACUGAACACACCGCCCAUAACAUCCUAUUGGUGGUAACUGUAGCGUUAAAUAUACACCUCAUAAACUGCUAUUGAAUUUGUUUUAUUUAUAACCUUC